ACCAUAUCUCGCCGGGAGUGGCCGCGCAGCUCCGAGGCUCCCGGGCCCGCGGCUAUUUAAGCGCGGCCGGUGGUGGAAGCUGCGCUGCAGCCGGGAGGCGCGGGGACUGGAAGUCAUGCUCGCUCCGCAGAGCCAGCGCUAGCCUGUGUCUGUGGUGGGUGAUGUGCAUUUGAGACAUCUCAACUGGGGACCGCCUGGUGUCACUGAGUGUCCGCUGCUGUGAGUUCGCUGCCUGCCUCCUUACCAUGUCUAACGAAGUGGAAGCCAGCACCACGAAUGGUCAGCCUGAGCAGCAGUCUGCAACGAAAGCUCCAUCCAAGAAAGAAAAGAAGAAAGGCUCUGAAAAGACAGAUGAAUAUCUCUUGGCCAGAUUCAAAGGUGAUGGUGUAAAAUACAAGGCCAAACUAAUUGGUAUUGAUGAUGUGCCAGAUGCAAGAGGUGAUAAAAUGAGCCAAGAUUCUAUGAUGAAACUAAAGGGGAUGGCGGCAGCUGGUCGGUCUCAGGGACAACACAAACAACGGAUAUGGGUCAACAUUUCUCUUUCUGGGAUAAAAAUAAUCGAUGAGAAAACUGGGGUAAUAGAACAUGAGCAUCCAGUAAAUAAGAUUUCUUUUAUUGCCCGUGAUGUGACAGACAACCGGGCAUUUGGUUAUGUGUGUGGAGGAGAAGGCCAGCAUCAGUUUUUUGCCAUAAAAACUGGGCAACAGGCUGAGCCAUUAGUUGUUGAUCUUAAGGAUCUUUUUCAAGUUAUCUAUAAUGUAAAGAAAAAGGAAGAAGAAAAGAAAAAGAUGGAAGAAGCCAACAAAGUAGAAGAGAAUGGGAACGAGUCACUACUGACUUUUGAUGAGCAAGCUAACAAACUGAAAUUGGGUGUGGACCAGAUGGAUUUGUUUGGGGACAUGUCUACACCUCCUGACCUAAAUAGUCCAACAGAAAGCAAAGAUAUCCUGUUAGUGGAUCUAAACUCUGAAAUCGACACCAAUCAGAAUUCUUUAAGAGAAAAUUCAUUCUUAACAAAUGGCAUCACCUCCUGUUCCCUCCCUCGACCAAAACCUCAGGCAUCUUUUGUGCCUGAAAAUGCCUUUUCUGCCAAUCUCAACUUCUUCCCCACUCCUAAUCCUGAUCCUUUCCGUGAUGAUCCUUUUGUACAUCCAGACCAAUCAACACCCUCUUCGUUUGAUUCUCACAACUCUCCAGAUCAGAAGAAAGAGAAUUUGAGUAGCUUGUCUUCUCCACUGAGUAAUGGGCCCUUGAAUGGGGAUGUUGAUUACUUUGGUCAGCAGUUUGACCAAAUCUCUAACCGGACUGGCAAACAGGAAGCUCAGACAGGCCCAUGGCCCUUUUCAAGUACGCAAACACAGCCAGCGGUGAGAAAUCAAAAUGGGGUAUCUGAAAGAGAACAGAACGGCUUCCAUAUCAAAUCCUCCCCGAACCCUUUUGUGGGAAGCCCUGUCAAAGGACUCUCUGUACCGAAUGGCGUAAAGCAGGACUUGGAAAGCUCUGUCCAGUCCUCACCACAAGACUCCAUUGCCAUUAUCCCACCUCCACAAAGUACCAAACCAGGAAGAGGCAGAAGGACUGCUAAGUCUCCAGCAAGUGACUUGCUUGCAUCAGACAUCUUUGCUCCUCCCGUCUCAGAAUCUCCAGGCCAGACGUCACCUACAGGACAAUCUACAGCCCUACAGACCAACCCUCUGGAUCUCUUCAAAACAAGUGCUUCUGCCUCAGGGGGGCCCCUUUCGGGUCUAGGUGGUGUCCCAGUUGCACCCACUCAAGCAGCACCCUGGAACCCAGCAUCUUUAGUCUUCAAUCAGUCCACUUCAGUGGCUCCGGGAACCCUGAUGGGUGGCCCACCUGCAGGAUUUGGCCAAGCAAUCGUUUUUUCCGCAAGCCCAGCUGUUGCAGGUUGGAGCCAGCCUUCAUCCUAUGCAGCCUCACCUUCCCCUCCAGCCCCUGCUGUUUGGGGCCCAUCAGCCUCAGUGGCACCCAAUGCUUGGUCAUCAACAAGUCCUUUGGGGAAUCCUUUUCAGGAUAUUUUCCCACCACCCUCUGGAGCUGCCCAGUCCUCUUCUAUGCUCUCCUCUCUCCUGACUACUCCUCCUCAACCACCUCCCAGAAUGGGCCCCCCAAAGGACAUCUCCAGUGAUGCCUUCACUGCCUUGGACCCUCUUGGGGACAGAGAAGUCAAGGAAGUGAAAGAAAUGUUUAAAGACUUCCAACUGCGGCAACCACCUGCUGUGCCUGCGAGGAAGGGAGAACAGUCUUCCUCUGGGACUUCCAGUGCCUUCUCCAGUUAUUUCAACAGCAAAGUUGGCAUUCUUCAGGAGAAUGCAGACCAUGAUGACUUUGAUGCUAAUCAACUGUUGCAAAAAAUUAAUGAACCACCAAAGCCAACUCCCAGACAAAGUGUCCCGCCAGUUACCAAAUCUGCUGACAAUGCAUUUGAGAACCCUUUCUCUAAAGAUUCUUUCAGUUCACCACAAGCCUCUAUGGUUUCUCCUCAACCUGCAUCUUCUGAUGUAUAUAGGGAUCCUUUUGGAAAUCCUUUUGCCUAACUUCCGAACCCGGCAUGCUGACUCCCCAGAGAACCAAAAGAUUGACCUUAGUAGUCAAGGACAAAGCUAAUGGCCAGACAAGUCCUGACUUCUGCCCUUGUUCCAGCUUUGACAUAUUAUUAUCUGCUGCCGUAUUUCUUGCUGCUUCUUCCACUUGUAAAAUAUCUUUCACUUUCUGUCUAGAUUUAAGCUAAUCUGAAUCUAUGGCUUUAAAUAAAUUAAGAAUCUAAACUCUCUAGUUUAAAUGUAAAUGAAGUAGUUUCCCUAUUUGAAUACAUGCCAAUUGCAUCCUUUGAGCCUUCUAUAAAACUAUCUACAGAUACCCUCUGGGAAAUACAAGUACCACAACCUUUCAGAUCACACUAUUUUGAAUAAAUAUUAAAAUUCUUACUGUUCAAAGUUGUUUGGGGUUCUGUGUUAGAGCAUAAAACCUAAGGAGUGUUGUAGACCCAGACACUUUCUUCUAUCUUGCUUCGACCAUCAUUUAAAGAGAAUUUUUACAAUAAAAUGGAUGCAAAUCCAACUUGUCCCUAGGCCUUUGGAAGAUGUUUUUUAAGGAUAUAACUUCUCUUUCUGAAGAUCAUUUUUCCCUCAAAGACACAACUAUUCCAUUUCUAAUUUCUUCUCAAUUAUUUCAAAGUGGGAGAAAAUAUAAUUUGUCUCUUUGCUUCUGUUCCCUUUGAUUCUCUUUUCAAUCAAUUUUGCUCAUGCCUUCAUAUAAUAUUACUUACCUUGUACAAGCAGCAGAGUCUUACAGGGCAAAAAUAUAUAUAUAUCUAAUGAUUCACAGAUCUGAGAAUCUCUGCCUUCUCAGCAGUCGCUAACCCCAGUAACUAGAGUUGCUAAUGGGAACAACCUUUAUCCUUUCUGUGGAAGAGGGGACCCUCCUUUUGAGCUGAAGUUCCAGAAAAUCAGUUAAUAGUGAAGAAAACCUGAACUCAAUGUUAGCCAUGAAGGACUGUAUUCUGCAGAACAACACAUCUAAAUGUGAAAAUGUCAGACAUUCUAGAUGCCCAUUACGGGUUACGCUUGACCUUGUAAAGUGACUGGAAAACUUUCUGGAGGCCCCAGUCUCCAGAAGACAAAUGGGAGGGGAGGAGAGAAGCUGUAGAAGUAUUUAGUGUUAUCAUUGAAAAUCUAGUAUCUGCAGUAUUUUUCUCCUCAUAACCUUGGAAACUUUCUUAGUUCAUUUUUAGUCCUUUUGUUAGCAAAGUUCUGAAGGGCUUGUUCUUGCUAAAAUGAGUUAAUUUCUUUUUGUAUAUGUUGGGUUUUGUAAUGUUGUCUCUUAACCCCCCAAUGCUCAGGUUUUUGUGGGUGUUAAUCAACCACAACAUGGAAGAAGACGGUGACAGCUCAGGAUCUAAACCAGAUGGUGGCCUGAUGACCCUCUAUUGAUUAACCCCAAGUAGGACAAGCUCUAAGCCUGUGCUGUUAUGGCUGAUGGUAACAGCUGAUCAUGUACGAUAUAAUUUUCAUCUGACUUCUUAGUCAUCUUAAACACAGACUUGAAAUAGUGUUUCAUAUUAUCAAGUACCUAAAUGUGCUAAACUGGAGGCAAAUAUUUCUAGGUAGUGAAUUUUUGAAAGCAGAUAAAAUUUCAAAAGCAACGAUCAGCCACACAACUGUUUUGUACAUACUUCCUUUCUUGUUCACCUUUCUGUAUGCAAAUAAAGCUAUAAAUUUACUCAUUUCAAUAAACUGGAAUAG
Messenger RNA from Condylura cristata (star-nosed mole), 4262 nucleotides. It is a transcript of the gene DAB2, whose product is annotated as Dab, mitogen-responsive phosphoprotein, homolog 2 (Drosophila). Gene Ontology annotation, biological process: receptor-mediated endocytosis; negative regulation of canonical Wnt signaling pathway; positive regulation of endocytosis. Lineage: Eukaryota; Metazoa; Chordata; Mammalia; Eulipotyphla; Talpidae. Gene Ontology annotation, cellular component: plasma membrane. The transcript is spliced from 15 exons. Bases 246 to 2555 code for a protein of 769 amino acids. The record is from RefSeq and is a predicted model, not a curated record.